Oreochromis aureus is the source of this 8403-nucleotide messenger RNA. RefSeq names its product tetratricopeptide repeat domain 28 (gene ttc28). The coding region runs from base 264 to 7928 and encodes 2554 amino acids. NCBI's taxonomy places the organism in Eukaryota, Metazoa, Chordata, Actinopteri, Cichliformes, Cichlidae. Gene Ontology annotation, molecular function: protein binding. The transcript has 34 exons. The record is from RefSeq and is a predicted model, not a curated record.
ACCGGACAAAAAUUCCGCUAUGGGGAGAAGUUCGCCUGUGGGAACAUGGCGCACGCAGUCUGGAUUAACUUUCACUCAGAGAAACUUUGGAGCGCCGCUGCAUAGCACACAAGCCUCUCACUCUCAAAUUAUUGGUAACUAAUACCGCUGGAUAACCUACAGUGGACUUGUACCCUGGCUUUGGAUGACUGUUUUUCUCUAUCUCUCUGCUGCUGCUGCUGCGGGAUGAAAGUUUAGAGCUCCAGUCGCCGGAUUUAGCAGAGAUGGAAAAGCCAAGAACGAGGAAAGAGAAGUUCUCUCUUUUUGGUUCUCGCUGCACCAGCAGGACCACCAACCCUUCUUCUUCAUCGACUUCUUCUCCUGCACCUGUGAUACUUUCAGCCCAGAUGGUAAAAAGAGCCGAUCGACUCUCUGGCACUGGACCCCCAGCCCUUAGCAAAGCUGAAUUUCUCGAGCGGGUGCGUCGCAGUAAUCAGGCCUGCCAGCAGGGGGAAUUUGAGCUGGCUGUUCGCCUUUACAGUGAAGCCCUGACUGCCGAUCCCCAAAACUGCAUUUUGUACAGUAACCGCUCUGCAGCAUAUCUGAGACUGGGCCAGUAUAGCACCGCGUUGGAUGAUGCAAUCAAAGCACGACUCAUCAACCCCAAAUGGCCCAAGGCUUACUUUCGUCAGGGUGUUGCCCUACAGUACUUGGGUCGUCAUGCCGAUGCCCUGGCAGCGUUUGCUUCUGGCCUCGCCCAAGACCCCAAGAGUCUCCAGCUGCUUGUUGGUAUGGUGGAGGCUGCCAUGAAAUCGCCUCUAAGAGACACACUUGAGCCCACCUACCAGCAGCUGCAGAAGAUGAAGCUAGACAAGAGCCCAUUUGUGGUUGUCUCCGUCAUCGGCCAGGAGCUACUGACACAUGGUUUCCAUGGAGCCUCAGCUGUAGUUCUGGAGGCGGGGCUGAAGAUUGGCACGUGCUCACUAAAGCUGCGUGGAUCCGUCUACUCUGCCCUUAGUUCUGCAUACUGGUCUUUAGGUAAUAUAGAGAAGAGUAUGACCUACAUGCAACAGGACCUGGAGGUGACCAAGACUUUAGGUGACCAGUCAGGGGAAUGUCGAGCUCAUGGGAACCUCGGCUCUGCCCUUUUCACCAAAAGCAAUUACAGAGAAGCACUGGCCAAUCACAGAAACCAGCUAGUACUGGCCAUGAAGCUCAAGGACAGAGAAGCUGCAUCUAGUGCUCUAAGCAGUCUGGGUCAUGUGUACACAGCUAUUGGCGACUACCCUAAUGCACUUGCCAGCCAUAAACAGUGCGUGCUGCUGGCACGGCAAAGUCAGUGCAGGCUUUCCGAGGCUCGCCAGCUAGGCAACAUGGGUGCUGUGUACACUGCGCUGGGAGACUUCACCAAUGCUGUCCAAUGCCAUGAGCAGCAUCUGGACAUUGCAAAGAGUCUGGAGAACCGACGUGAGGAGGCACGAGCGUACAGCAACCUGGGGAGCGCUUACCACUCCCAGCGGGACUUUGACAAGGCCAUAUCGUACCAUACAAUUGUGCUGGAGUUGGCCCAAGAGCUGGCCGACAGAGCAAUUGAGAUGAGGGCAUAUGCUGGUCUGGGGCACGCUGCCCGAUGCAUGCAGGACUUGGAGAGGGCUCGUCAGCACCACCAAAACCAGCUAGAAAUUGCUCAGGAACUGCAAGACAGAGCAGCACAGGGCAGAGCCUCAUCCAACUUGGGCAUCAUACACCAGAUGAAGGGAGAGUAUGAGACUGCGCUAAAGUUCCACAAAGCCCACCUGUCCUUCGUCCAAGAACUUUGUGAUUACGCUGCCCAGGGGAGGGCCUAUGGCAACAUGGGCAAUGCCUACCACGCACUUGGCAUGUACGACCAAGCAGUCCAGUACCACAGACAAGAGCUGCAGAUCUCUCUGGAGGUGAACGAUCGUCCAUCUCAGGCAUCCACGCACGGUAACCUUGCUGUGGCCUACCAAGCGCUGGGUGCUCACGACCGAGCUCUCCAGCACUACCUGCACCACCUGACCAUUGCACGAGAGAUGCGAGACACUCAAAGUGAAGCAAGAGCCUUAGCAAACUUGGGUAACUUCCACAGCUGGAGAGGUGAAUAUGCUCAGGCCUUGCCCUACUACCAACAGUACCUGGUUUUGGCGCCAGGUUUGCAGGACUUGGAAGCAGAAGGCAAAGUUUGCCAUAACCUAGGUUAUGCUCACUACUGUCUUGGACAGUACAGAGAUGCGGUCAGGUAUUAUGAACAGGAUUUGGCCCUGGCUAAGGAUCUCCAGGACAAAUUAGCACAGGCAAAAGCCUACUGCAACCUUGGUCUGGCCCACAAAGCACUGGGGGAGUACAACAAAGCAGAGGAAUGUCAGAGAUAUCUGCUCUCUUUAGCACAAGCCCUGGACAACACACAGGCAGUUUUCAGGGCCUUUGGGAAUCUUGGUGAUGUGUGCGUGUGCCGGGGUGAUUUUCCAGGAGCUGUGAAGUUCUACCAGCAGCAAUUAACCUUGGCUCAGAAGGUCAACGAUCAGAAAAUGGAGGCUGACGCCUAUUCAGCACUUGGUUCAGUUCACAGACUUCUCCGCCAGCUGGAUACGGCCUUGUCGUUCCACAGCCAGGAGUUGACCAUCCGAAAGGAUCUAGGUGAUCAGCAGGGGGAGUGCCGUGCUCUUGGCCACCUAGCAGCUGUUCAUAUGGCCUUGGGAGAAUAUGCUACAACCUUCCAGUGUUAUGAGACCCAGCUGGGCCUGGCACAGGGGCUCAGGGAUGCCCGUUUGGAGGCACAGGUCCAUGGAAACAUGGGCAUCACCAAGAUAAACAUGGGAUUGUUUGAGGAAGCUAUUGGUUAUUUUGAGCAGCAGCUGGCCAUGCUGCAGCAGCUAAGUGGAACUGAGAGCAUGCUAGACAGAGGCAGGGCCUAUGGGAACCUGGCCGACUGCUAUGAUGUUUUGGGAGAUUAUGAGGAGGCUAUACAGUAUUAUGAGAAGUACCUGACAGUGGCUCAGAGUCUCAAUCAUGUCCAGGACCAAGAGAAAGCCUACAGAGGACUUGGCAAUGCGCACAGGUCCAUGGGUAGUCUCCAGCAAGCACUGGUGUGUUUUGAGAAGAGGUUGGUAGUAGCUCAUGAGCUAGGUGGUGAAGGAGGAGGUAAGGCUCAGGCUUAUGGGGAGCUGGGCACCUUACAUAGCCAGCUGGGCAACUAUGAGCAGGCCCUCUCUUGUCUGGAGCACCAGCUUAACAUUGCACGCAUAGCAGGGGAUAAAUCCCUGGAGGCAGAGGCAAGCAAUGCACUUGGAGGUGUCUAUCAGUUGAUGGCAGACAACGAGACAGCUCUACAGUGGCACCAAAGGGCUUUGGAAAUAGCAGAACAGACUGGAUGUGUCAGGGGCCAGGGUCGAGCCUACGGCAACUUGGGACUGACCUACGAAGCUCUAGGGAAGUACGAACGGGCAGUAGUCUUCCAGGAGCAACACCUGAGUGUUGCAGCACAGACCAAUGACCUGAUAGCAAAGACUAUGGCCUAUGGAAGCCUGGGAAGGACACAUCAUGCACUGCAAAACUACGCGCAGGCUGUAAUGUACCUACAGGAGGGUCUGCGUCUGGCAGAGCAGUUAGGUCGGAGAGAAGAUGAAGCAAAGAUACGCCAUCGCCUGGGCCUGUCUCUUUGGGCCAGUGGAAACCUGGAGGAAUCACAGCACCAGUUAUACAAAGCAUCUAUACUAUUUGAGGCAAUUCGUCAUGAGAUGCAGCACAGUAUGGAUUACAAGCUCUCCCUGUUUGAUCUGCAAACCAGUUCGUACCAGGCUCUCCAGAGAGUCCUCGUCAGCUUAGGCCGGCACGAUGAGGCACUAGCUAUAGCUGAGCGAGGGCGCACACGUGCCUUUGCUGAUCUCCUAGUGGAACGCCAGAAAGGAAGUCAGCAAGCAGCAAGCACUGACCCUUACAUCCCGGUCACCAUAGAACACAUCCUGGAAACAGUCAACAGUCAGAGGGCCAUGGUUCUCUACUAUUCUCUGGCAGAAGGCUUUCUGUACAGCUGGCUAAUAUCUCCAGGCACAGGUAUCGUGAAGUUUAAUGAGGUGUAUCUUGGAGAAGCAGGACUGGAGGUGUCUGAGUUCCAGGAUGGUAGUGGGAGCCCACAAAGUGGAGGAGGAGCUGUUGGAGGUUCCUUUUCUCUGGAGCAAUACAUCCACAAUGCUAGAGAGGCUCUGGGAGUGGAUAGUCAUUAUAGCAGAGUCUGCUCCAGUAGUGAGACAGAGAGUGAAGCUGGAGAUCUGUUGGAGCAGCAGUUUGAAGAGCUGAACAAAAAACUCAUCUCUGCCACAGACCCUACAGGCUAUCUCCACAUGGUGUCCAGAAACAACCUCUUCAACAGAAGCUGUCAGAGCAUGACGAGUCUGUACAGUACCACAGUAUCUCCGGUAAAGGACAGCUUAUCUUCUCCCGUCUUCAGACCAAGUAACACUGGCAAACCUCCUCUGCGGGCCCUUUAUGACUUGCUCAUAGCGCCAAUGGAAGGGGGCCUGAUGCACAGUAGUGGACCCGUGGGUAGACACAGACAACUUGUGUUAGUUCUGGAAGGAGAAUUAUACCUAAUUCCAUUUGCCUUGCUCAAAGGCAGCUCCUCUAAUGAGUACCUGUAUGAAAGGUUCAGUCUAAUUUCUGUACCUUCUUUAGCCAGCCUGGGAGCAACAAUAAAGCCUCUUGCUCGACGCAGUGGACACUUAUUUUGCCCAGAUGGAGGCUCAAUGGCUGCAGUGGUCGGUGCACCUCAUUUGCCACCGAGUGUCAUGGACCGUUGGCUAUGGGGGCCCUUACCCUCAGCCCAAGAGGAAGCCCUGUGGCUGGGAGAACAGCUGGGAUGUCAUCCCCUAACGGGAGCCAAUGCCACAAAGGAUCGUGUUUUAGCAGCUCUGAGUCAGGCAGAGUGUGUUCACUUUGCCACACAUAUAUCUUGGAAGCUUGCAGCUUUGGUCCUUGCCCCUAGUCAAGAGCAUGCUGGAGGAGAUGGGGAAGGUGGCCAACCAAAGGAGAAAUCGCCCCACAGGACGUCAGUGUCAGGCAAAGCAGCAGAUCAGGGUGGAAAAGUGAAGGGUUUGUUUUCAAAGACCAGCCCAGAGAGACUCAGAGGAGCAGAUGAAAGGAGUGAGGAUGGUGAAAGUGUGUGUGAGGUAGAGAGUAUCUGUGAUAGUCCACCACUUCAAGAUUUCCUUCUUACUGCUGCUGAUAUACUGGACCUUUGCCUGACUGUCAAACUGGUGGUCCUGAGGUUGUACCCAGAGUCUGGCAGCAAGGUAACAGCAGAUGGAGUGGUGGGGUUGACUCGAGCGUUCUUGGCUGCAGGGGUCCAGUGUGUGUGUGUCUCUUUGUGGCCUGUGCCAGUAGCUGCCUCUAAACUGUUCACACACACCUUCUACACAGCUCUUCACAAUGGGACCAAAGCCAGUGCAGCUCUGACUGAAGCCAUGAAGACACUGCAGAGCAGCAAGCACUUCUCACACCCCUCCAACUGGGCUGGUUACAUGCUGAUUGGCAAUGAUGUAAAGCUGAACAGUCCCAUGUCACUGGUUGGCCAAGCCCUGGUAGAGAUCCUUCAGUACCCAGAGAGGGCCAGGGAUGCCCUCAGAGUGUUGUUACACUUGGUUGAGAAAUCUCUACAGCGCAUUCAGAGUGGCCAGUGUAACCCAAUGUACACAUCGCAGCAAAGUGUGGAGAAUAAGGUCGGCGGAGUGCCUGGGUGGCAGGCCCUUCUCUCUGCAGUGGGUUUUCGGUUGGACUUCUCUGGUAGUGGUGCUGGACUCCCUGCAGCAGUUUUUUUUCCUACCUCAGAUCCUGGGGAUCGACUGCAGCAGUGCAGUACCACUCUACAGUCACUGCUUGGUCUUACUCCUCCAGCCUUACAGGCACUCUGUAAGCUGGUCACAGCAUCUGAGGCUGGAGAACAGCUCAUUCAUAAGCUUCACCAAGUGUUGGUUCAGUUGCAGUCAGGCGACAAAGAGCAAGACUUUCCACUGGCUCCCAUUCAAGUGUCAAUUAGUGUGCAGCUCUGGAGGCUGCCAGGCUGCCACGAGUUCCUGGCUGCACUGGGCUUUGAUCUUUGUGAAGUUGGUCAGGAGGAAGUGGUGCUGAAGACUGGAAAACAGGCCAGCAGACGCAUCAUGCAUUUUGCCCUUCAGUCUCUUCUAGCGCUGUUUGACUCAACAGAGCUUCCCAAGAGACUUAGCAUGGACAGUUCUUCCUCCCUGGAGUCUCUGUCCUCCUCCCAGUCAGCCUCCCAGCCACACUCUUUACCCCUUUCCUUAGGUUGCUACCCACCUCAACCCUCGAUUUUGCCCCCCGUGUGCCCUGACAGCCUUUCCUGCGAUGCCAUCUCAGUGUACAGCCUCAGCUCCCUUGCCUCAUCUCUCAGUUUCCUGUCUAGACCUGAGCCUGCAGGAAGUGACAUUAUCAGCCAGCGCUCACAUCAACAGCCAGAGAAGCCUUGUCAAGGCGCAGGCCUCUACACCCAUUCAGGUGGUGUAUCAAGAGGUCGAUUGACCAGUAAUGGAGGAGUAUUAUCAGGAGAAGGAGAGGACGAGGAGUAUGAGGGGUACUCCAUUAUAAGCAGUGAGCCGUUAGGUCGAGGAGGAAGAGAGUGUGACACUCUGCCUCUACCUGCAGGACAUAGAUUUGGCAGUGUUGGUGCUGGGAGAGCAUCUGCCGGGGGGCAUGGGUAUCCUCUAACAGUUUCCUCAAAGGGAAGCAUCAGCACACCUACAUCUCCAAUAAAAGCUCCAACGCUGCCACUAACAGUUCAGAAUAACCCCAAAGUCAAGAAGGAAAUCUCAACUCCUCAGCGGAAAGGAAAAGUCAGCAGCUCUGAGUCAGACCAGUCGAGCACUGAGACAGAUAGCACAGUGAAAUCCCAAGAGGAAAGGACAGGACCUGCAGGACAACUGGAUCCCCAGGAGCUGGCCCAGAAGAUCCUGGAGGAGACUGAGAGCCACAUGCAAGCUGUGGAGAGCCUGCAGAAAGCAAACCUUAGAGGAAAGACACUGAAGGGAGCUGAGGGCAGAGAUGAGUCUCUAUGCAGACAGAAAUCUUUGUCCACUCCAACAACCCCAACUUUGACUCCUACAAAUGGAGCCCGAGGGUUUCAGCCCUCUGAGACCAGUGCAUUUAGCCGACCGCCAAGUAGGGCAAGUCUAAAGUCUCCUCUCUCACUCUCUAGUCAUCUUUCACCGCUCUCUACCUCUGUCUCAAUCCCUCCUCCAACUCGGCCUAAACCACCAUCCCGCUCCUCAUCACUGCAGAAAAUCAGUUCAGGCUACAGCAGCCAAGCUCAUUCAUCCCCUUCUUUAUCUCUCUCUGUAAAAGAUCAGGGUUCACCUCUCCCUACAGUCUCCCCAGAUGUGCACAUACAGGCUCAGCUCAAACUGAAAUACCCCAGCUCGCCUUACACUGCCCACAUCUCACCUUCACGCUCUCCUGCUGACAGUACUCCAUCCCCAGCCCUUUCCUAUUCCUCCGCAGGAUCUGUUUCAGCCUCUUCUAGCCCAGCAGUCACCCCUAAGCUGCACCAAUCCAAACAGGAUAGCAAAAUCCAGGCAAUCCACAAUUUAAAAACCUACUGGGCCAACGCCAGCCAAAAACCCAACAUGCCAUGUCCGGGCAGCUUACUCCGAGGUGAGAAUAAAAAAAUGAGUACAGUUCAGAAAGAUGUUUUGGGUUUGCUGAAUCUCUCACCUAGACAUGAGUCUAUCAGGAAAAAUGUAGCGGAACCUGUGGACCACAACACUGAUGACAGACCAAAUGCUCACCCAAAACUGGAGGCUAAACCACCCCCAUCUCCAUCUGGCCUUCUCACACAUUCUAAAGGAGGUGUCAGACUUCCCUCUGGGAACGGCUACAAGUUUCUCUCACCUGGACACUUUUUUCCAUCUUCUAAAUGUUGAGAGUUUGGAUAUUUAAAGUCCUGAACGCAGAUUUAGGAGAUCAAUCUUCUGGUUAAUAUCUAAAGGUGAUUUUACGUUACUUUUUUGUGAAGGGAUGUAAGUGUUUUUGAAUGUGAUGACUGUGCCUUCUUCUGGAGAGAAAUGGAAGGGCAUAAUAACUAAGAGAAGUGUUGAAUCUCUAGCUUUAAUUUUGUUUUUAUGACUGACUAGAGGGCAUGUGUCUCAAUGCCUCCAUGUACACUGAAAAGAAAUUUUUUUAACCUGCAGUCUGCUUAUUGAAUGAACAUUUUACAUCAGCCUAAAUGCUUGCUUUCUUUGUACUGGCCUGGAUUCAAUCUUGAGUUAUUGUGUAAUAAUUAAUGUUUAAUGUCAUUACUGUCGGUUACUGAUGUCAUUUAUUUUGAGUGUUUUCUAAUUAUUAUUAAUAUAAUCAUUACACAAUUUAUAAAUACAAUUAAAACAAUGAAGAAGUAAA